Messenger RNA from Hypanus sabinus (Atlantic stingray), 4700 nucleotides. It is a transcript of the gene zbtb11, whose product is annotated as zinc finger and BTB domain containing 11. Gene Ontology annotation, molecular function: protein binding. The record is from RefSeq and is a predicted model, not a curated record. The transcript has 11 exons. Gene Ontology annotation, biological process: negative regulation of transcription by RNA polymerase II; regulation of immune system process; regulation of cytokine production. NCBI's taxonomy places the organism in Eukaryota, Metazoa, Chordata, Chondrichthyes, Myliobatiformes, Dasyatidae. Bases 143 to 3421 code for a protein of 1092 amino acids.
UUUCCCGCUCCCUACGGCCGAAACCAACCAACGUUUAAUAAAUAAAAUUUCUGAACAAUUUUUAGCUUAAAAAUAUUAUUUGUUUUUAAACGUAAACCGGGGAGGCCUCGUCCGCAGCCGGCCUGUCCGCAGGGGCAGUGACAUGUCGAACGAGGAGAGUUACAAAGCGAUCAUCCGGUACCUGACCAACGAGAAGGAACCUUAUGCGCCGGGGACCGAGGGCAACGUCAAGAGGAAGAUCCGCAAGGCCGCCGCCUGCUACGUGGUGCGGCGCGGAACCCUGUACUACCAGAAGAAGCGCAAGGACCGCGACGAGUUCGAUGAGCUGGAGGUAGUGCUGGAGGCCAACACUCGCCGGGAGCUGAUAGCCUCGUUCCACGAGAGCGCCGAGGGCAUCCACUUCACCCGGGACCAGACCUGGAGGAACAUCUCGCAGAGCUACUGGUGGAGAGGUAUAUUUAAGCAAGUGAAAGACUAUAUCAAAGAAUGUAUUCAAUGCAAGGAAAAGAUCGAUCGAAACAAGUCAGUAUGUGCCGAUACAAUGGAAAUGUUGGAACAGCUCGGCAUAGACGUUCCAGUGGCGGGUAAUGGCAGUGAAACUGAUGAUGAAUUGAGUAACUCUGGGGGAAGAGCUGAUGCUCCCCCAAAGCCUACCAGAAAGAAAAUUGCCCCAAAGCAGGAACUGGUGUUUGUGGAUAGCAAGGGCCUUGUGAAACAAGUAUCUGAAAAACACUGCCAAAUAGUGCUAGAACAGUUGAAUUUUCAGAGGCUCUCCAACCAAUUCUGUGAUGUCACACUUCUGAUCGAGGGAGAGGAGCACAAAGCACAUAAGUCCGUUCUGGCAGCAAGCAGUGAAUAUUUUCGAGAGCUCUUCAUUGAAAAGGGAGCAGUCUCCAGUCAUGAAGCGGUUGUGGACCUUUCAGGCUUUAAUAAAACAAGUUUUCUUCCAUUGUUGGAAUUUGCUUACACGGCUGUCUUAGCAUUUGAUUUCUGUCAUAUGGCUGAUGUUGCCACAUUGGCACGUCAUCUACUAAUGCAUGAAGCUCUGAAGAUGUGUGAAGAUAUCCAUAAACAGCUAGAGGAAAGGAAGAUUACUGUAUACCAAAAGGGAAAUGUAAAAACUGUAAAUUCCAGAGUCCAUGCCACCGAGGUGGAGGUGCCUAUGGAUGUUAAUACUUUAGAACAACCGGAGCCUGAAGCUAUUGAAAGCACUGCUGAUGGCUCCAUAACUGUGUUACUGCAAGAGCCUAUACAAAUUCCCGUACCCGUUGAAGCCCCUGCAUCUGGUGUAGAAGAUGAGGCCCCAAAAGAUGCUGUGAUGUGUGAAUCACAAGCAACACAUACAACUGAAGAACUGACGGUUCAGCAAAUUCAGGGUAUUCUGGACUGCUCUGUGGAAAACGGUGGUGCUGAAAGCAAUCAAGUCAAUAAGCAAAUUGAACCAAUGGAAUCCAGUGUAAGCACUCCAAAUCUGGAAAGUACAGAAAAUAAUGCCCAGGACGUGGCAGAAACCCCAACUACCAAUGAACAGACGGAUGUGCCUACUGUAAAUGGGAAUGAGAGUGAGAAUCAGCAGAAGGAGGAUUUGACAGAGACCCUCAAUCCUUGUACGUCAGAUGUGCCAAAACGAAAGCGUGGUAGGCCACCAAAAUUACAUGACAAACAGAAACCAGUUGCUGUAGCCUCUUCUUCCAAAUGCCUCUCAGAUGAUACUUACAAAAGCAGGUUACGACAACGUACUUUAGCUGAAGGUGGAUAUAUUCGGUUACACAAAGGCACGGAGAAGAAGUUGCGAGCCAGGAAAAGCAACCUAAAAUCUGCAACACAACAGGUUGCCCAGAAAUUGGUGAAGAGAGGUAGAAAGAUGCAACCAAAACGAGCCACCAUUGAAGGAGAUGAUGCAGAGGUGGAGCAUAAAUGUAAUGAAUGUGGAAAGGCUUUCCCCAAGCGUUACACCUUGAUGAUGCACAUGAUGACCCACAACAGAAUCAAGGAAUUUAAAUGUCCACUCUGUGAGAAGGAGUUCCUCUACAAAGCUUCCCUGCUUUCACAUCUUCUGCGCCACAAGAGGACCACUGAGCAAAUAGAUGAGGGUCUUGGGGGUAGAACGAAGCGGCAGUUCAUCUGUGACAUCUGUGGAAAAACAUUGCCAAAGCCUUAUAACCUGCGACUUCAUAUGCUUAAGCACACGGGUGUCAAGCCACAUGUGUGCAAGAUAUGUGGGAAGACUUUUGGCUAUAAACACAGUCUAAGACUACAUAUGGCUCACCAUGAAGGUAAAAGGGAAUUUAGCUGUGAAAUAUGUGAAAAAUCAUUUGCUACAAAACGCAGUCUUCAGGAGCACAGUAGUGUUCACACAGGUGAAUCUAAGUACCUCUGUCCAACUUGUGGAAAGUGUUUCAAACGUGCCUCCGGUCUCAGCAAGCAUUUAAAAAGACAUUUGCCGAAACCUGAAAUCAGAAGCUUUCAAUGUACCCAAUGUGAACGGAGUUUUUACGAAGCACGUGACCUGCAGCAACACAUGUACAAGCACCUUGGUGUUAAACCAUUUCAGUGCCAGAUCUGUGGGAAGUGCUACAGCUGGAAGAAGGACUGGUAUUCACAUGUAAAAGCACAUUCUGUUACUGAGCCAUACAAAUGUAAUGUUUGUGGAAAAGAAUUCUUCGAAAAAGCUCUUUUUAGGCGACAUGUCAAAAAAGCCACACAUGGCAAGAAAGGCAGAGCUAAGCAGAUGCUCGACCGUACUUGUGAACACUGUGGGAAGAAAUUUUCACAACUUAGAGAGUAUCGGAGGCACAUGAAUAACCAUCAAGGUGUGAAGCCAUUUGAAUGUUUGACCUGUGGAGUAGCCUGGGCUGAUGCACGCUCACUUAAACGGCAUGUGCGAACACAUACAGGAGAACGACCUUACGUCUGCCCAAUAUGUAACGAUGCCUACAUUGAUGCUCGUAGUUUGCGGAAACAUAUGACUAAGUUUCAUAAAGAGCACGUUCCUGGCAAAAUAAUGUUAGAGAAAGACACACUUCAAUUUCAUAAUCAGGGAACACAAGUAGAACAUGCCAUCAGAAUCUUAGCUGCUGAUAUGCAAGAUGAACUGGACAAAUCAGAUUUAAUUGCUGAAGAAGUUGAGACUGUAAUAGUGGCUGGAGAAGCUGUCGAGGCGGUUGAAGCUGUCGAGGCGGUUGAAGCUGUCGAGGCGGUUGAAGCUGUCGAAGCGGUGACUUCAGUGGAAUCUGUUGAAGCUGUGGCUGUGGAAAGCCAAGAUGAAGCAUUGCCCACACUAACAGAUCAUGGAAUUAUGCAGGUGGUUAACUAUGUACUAUCUCAACAGCAAGGACAGAAACUUAAUGAAAUUGGAGAAACUGUGGAAGUUGAGGUCGCCCAUAUUGCAGAGGCUGAAGAAAAUGUGCAAGAAAACUGAAAAUACUUGGAACGUAUCCUGAUAACUGAUUGUGUGCAUUAGAUUAUGUGAGGACUUGUUCAUGUUCAAUCAUUUUCCCUGAUCAUAUCCUGAUCCUACAAAGGUUAGCAUUAUGUAACUGGCAGACUUUUACAAAUGUAUAUUGAACUCCUGACAGAGAAGGAAUUCAAAGUUGCUAAGUGAUGAUGAUAAUAAAGUUCUGAGUUCGAAAACCAAAAUAUAUUUUCAACUGCUUACAUUUAUGAGAUGUGCCAGUAGCAUUCUGCAGUAAAGCUUGAGCUUCCAGCAAUUUUAGUUGCAAUUGCAAGCUUUUUUCAUUGUUUCCUUAUUUUAAGCAUUGGUAAAUCAGUGGAAACUGUCCUUUUUCAGCAUUUUAUCCAGGAGAUCAGAAUUUUGUAGAUUGCAACACAUAAACAUGGAAACUCUUAAAAUGGGCACGUUUCAUAACUAAUUUCAUGUAUACUAUUCAGGCAAGAGUGGGUCAGAUACACAAACUGUGAGCAUGAAAGUGGAGAACUUACCUCAUUUAACUUGUAUAUUUUGCAAGGAAUCAGUAGAAUUAGAAAUGAACAGGGUGAUGUAUUUAUAAACACAGUGCUUGUUCUGAAUAAGUAGAAAGUAGAUUUCCAGAUUUGAAAUUUAAUUUUGACUUGAGGCCCUGUUGGGAUUAUUUAAAGAAAUGUUUGGACAAGUUGAGUUCUGAUGAUUCCACAACUAUUAACUUCCAUAAAAUCAUUAAUAAAGGAUCAUCAUCUCAACAUAUGCUAGUUGUGAUGAACUUAUUUGGAUAAAGUUUAUCUUGAAUGCAUUUGGAAAUCCCGCAAGAUUAGUUAUAUUCUUAUGUAAAAUUGCACAAUGUCAGUUGUAAGGAAAGUGUUGUAAAUCUAGAAAUACUAAUCUCAGGUAACAACAAGAUUUGGUUUACUUUGUCAAAUAGGAGGCAUUUGUUGGGCAAAUGCGUGAAAUGUAAUUGAUGUAAAUAAAUGUGCAUAUAAUAGGUUUAUAUGUUUAUGACUUUAUGCAUGUCUAUAAUUUUCUUAAUCCAGUCACUGUUAAUCAAACUGUGUAUGUACAUGUGACUUUAAAAAUAAUUUGCAAAAGACCUCCAUGUAUUAUAGAACACUGAAAAGGUGGCUGUUUUCCUAAUGGUCUUGGCAUUCCAAAAGUAUAUAUUAGGGGAAAAAACUAUUUAAAAGUGCAAUCAGGAUUUUUUUUCAAUUGUAAUUUGUCUUGUCUGGCUGUAAGCUUUCAUGCAUAAUUAUUAAAAAGGUAAAAUCUC